GGUACAAUUCAUGUUAACAAGUCGGAAGUGUAAAGGCGGCAGGUUGUACGACCGCUUUCGGCCGAAUUACUCAUCAAGGAACUACUUAAAUCGCUUUGAAGGCGAACGAAGGCAUCAUUGUGCCAUUAGAACUGCAAGCGUUAACAGCACGGCGUUUUGUGUAUCAACAAGUAAAAACCGACUUAAAUAAAUCUAAAUAAAGGAUGAAAUUCGUGCUCUCAUUGUGCUUCGCGGCCUGUUUAGUUGCCUCAUUGCAUGCCGCCGCUGUAGAUACUACGAGUACUACCGCGCAGCCAAAAGCCGCUGAUGCAGAUGCAACGACAACCGCUGCACCCACGGCGGCCUCAGAUGUGAUUGAAGAGUGCCAUCAGCCCAAAGAGACCGGUCGCUGCUUUGCUCUCUUCUAUCGUUAUGCCUACAAUGUAGAGAGCCGUCAGUGCGAGGAGUUCGUCUAUGGUGGCUGCAAUGGUAACCAGAACAAUUUCGAAAGCAAAGAGGCUUGUGAGCAGAAGUGUUUGCAAAAAGCAGCCGAUGCAGACAAAGAAGACGAGGGCAAAGAAGGCGAGGGCAAAGAAGACGAGGGCAAAAGCCCGGCAAAAACAGAUAAGGCUGGUGAAGAGGCACAACCUGUCGUACCAGUGGUUGGCGUGCUGCCUGCUGUAUCAGCUUAAAAUUUGGCAGAAGUAGAGCUUUUGAAGCUGCGAUAAAAAAGGAUUAUUAUUUUUUGUGAAUUAAAAUUUUGUUUAUUUUUAAAAUUAGUAGAUACGUGUGAGAGUUUGGCAAAAAACUUUAAAUGUACAUGUGUAUUUAUAUAAAUCAUUGAUGAAACUUAAGAGCUUUAAUUAUUAAAAGAUUAAGAAAAAAUUGGUUAAUAAAUCCCUAAAAAAAGAGCUUUAAUUAUUUUCUCCA
This is a messenger RNA of Rhagoletis pomonella (apple maggot), 909 nucleotides long. Its product is annotated as kunitz-type serine protease inhibitor kunitoxin-Phi1. NCBI's taxonomy places the organism in Eukaryota, Metazoa, Arthropoda, Insecta, Diptera, Tephritidae. The record is from RefSeq and is a predicted model, not a curated record. The coding region runs from base 204 to 671 and encodes 155 amino acids. The transcript is spliced from 2 exons. Gene Ontology annotation, molecular function: serine-type endopeptidase inhibitor activity.